AUGAUUGCGUUAAGGGUGACGAUGAAGAUUAAUGAUCGACAUCGAACUAAAUGCGGUGGAGCAAGUGAAUGUUGGCCACCAUUACAGAUGGAACAUGCUUGUCCAAUGAGUUAUGAACAAACUGAAGAAAUGCUUCCAUUUCAAAGCUUUUGUGAUGAAAGUCAUGUAUAUAUAUCCUCUGAUAAUUAUACAAUAUCCUGUUUACCUCAUAUUCGUGUCAAUGAUAAAAUUGAUGAUUGUAUUCGAGCAACAGAUGAACCAUGGUUAUGUCAUCGUACAUUUAACUCAUAUGAUAGUUUUAUUCGUUUUCGAUGUUUGAAGGAUAGAACAUGUUUACGAGUAUCUUCAUUAUGUGAUCAGAAUGCGGAUUGUCCACUAAAUGAUGAUGAACAAUUUUGUAAAAAUCAGUCAUUUACUUGUCAACAAAACUCAAUUGAACAAAUCUUAUGUAAAUUAAAAGAAAAUAAUCAACAUCGAAUCAAAUUCUUCUCUAUUAUUACUUCAUCACCUUAUCCUAUUUUAACAAAACCAAAUGAACAAAAUCAAUUUGUCGAAAUACACAAAGAAAAAGAAAAUUCUACAAAUAUAAAAAAGAAUUCAAAAUUUUCAAAAGAAGAUCAGCAAUGGUCACAUUAUUGUAAAUCUGGAAUAAUGAUUAAAAAACAAAUAAAUAAUGGAACUUCAUAUGAAUGUUUAUAUUCAUCAAGUUAUUCUGAUAAUUUCUAUCAAUAUGAAAAUCAACGAAUUAGUUUAACAUUACAAUUAAGUUCAACUAAUCGAUAUGAAAUUUAUUCUAUUAUUAUUUUAUUAAAUAAUAAGGAAACAAAUGAAAUUGUAACAUUUAAUCGAUUUCAAUAUAUACCAAAAGAUAGUUGUACAAUUAAAUUUCAUCGAAUUCUUUUAUAUUGA
Messenger RNA from Adineta ricciae, 909 nucleotides. The record is from the annotation of a GenBank genome assembly. Lineage: Eukaryota; Metazoa; Rotifera; Eurotatoria; Adinetida; Adinetidae.